CUCCUUGUACGUGAGAAACCGAACAUCUCCAAGCUAAAAUAUUGUCCCGACAGUGUCAUUUAAGUUCCGUUUUUGGACGAAGAACCAGGUGGAGUAUUAAAAGAAGGCAUCUUUUGGUCAAGAUUAGUGUCUUAUUAUACCCUGAGGACCACAACGGACCGUCAGUGAUGUCCUAUGUGUUCAUCAACGACUCCCCGCAGACAGUGCCUUUACUUCAGGCCUGCAUUGACGGCGACCUGGGCUACUGCAAGCGCCUGCUAGAAUGUGGCUUUGACCCAAACACCCGGGACUGCCGCGGGCGCACGGGCAUGCAUCUCGGAGCUGCGAGGGGAAACGUAGAAGUAUGCCGUCUCAUGCACAAAUUCGGGGCAGAUCUUUUGGCUACAGACGUGCACGGAAACACUGCCCUGCACAUGUGCGGUCAUGUCGACACAAUCCAGUUUCUGGUCUCAAAUGGACUGAAGAUUGACAUUUGUAAUCACAAUGGAGCGACGCCUCUCGUCCUGGCGAAGAGGCGAGGCGUGAACAAGGAUGCGCUGCGUCUCCUGGAGGGGCUGGAGGAGCAGGAGGUGAAGGGCUUCAACAGGAGCUCCCACUCCAGCCUCGAGAAGAUGCACCUCGCCGAGAACGAAAGUGCCAUGGAGAGCCACUCAUUGCUCAACCCCCACCUGCAUGACAGUGAGGGCGUGCUGUCCAGCUUCCGCACCACGUGGCAGGAGUUUGUGGAGGACCUGGGCUUCUGGAGGGUGCUGCUGCUGCUGCUGGUCAUCGCACUGCUCUCCCUCGGCAUAGCCUACUACGUCAGUGGGGUGCUGCCCUUCGCCUCCAACCAGCUGGAGCUGGUGCGCUGAUCCAACCACGCCAGGGGUGCGUUUCUCGAAAGCAUAGUUGUUAGCCACUUCGGUAGUUGCCAAUGGGAAAUUGCAUUGCAAACAACAAAGUAGCUAAUGUAGUUAGCAACUAUGGUUUCAUCUACACGUUGUGUUGAUACGUAAACUGAUAGCAAAAAUACAAUCCUGUGUCUCAUAUUCCAAAUGACCACCUGGUUUUACCUGGCCAAGUAGGACAAUUGGAGGGGUAAAACCAGGCCGUUUGGAAUAUGUGGCACUGGAUUACAACUUCUGAUUCCCGUUUGUCCAUCACCGUGUUAGAGCAACAUGUUAACUUGAUAGGUGCACAAAAUUCUGGGGUCCAUUUCUCGAAACCAUAGUUGCUAAUACGUUAGCUACUUUGUAAAGAGCAGAGAGCGGGUCCGAGGCAUGUCUGAAGUAAAGUUAAAGUUCUUUAUUUUUCCAAGUUGGACAUCAAGUCGACAAGUUUUGUUCGUACGUUAGCUACUUUGUUGGUUGCGAUGCAAUUUCCCAUUGGCAACUACCAAAGUUGGUAACUGGCUAACAACUAUGCUUUAGAGAAAUGCACCCCCAGGUUCCUCCUUCCUUGACUCGGCGGAUUGUGGCGUGAGGCACAUCAUCGAUGAUCAACUUUUUAUUUAAUGUCUUGCAAAAAUAUAAUUCAGAAGGUCAGAGGCUGGAGGAAAGGAUGGGAGGAGGAACUAGAAUGAUUUCUGCCAUUAUCUCUACUGCAUCCAUUUACCUUCCUUACUGUUUGGAACCAUGUACUUGCAUUCAGUGCAUUCAGAACCUAUUCAGUAUUCUUUUCUCAUGUGUUUAUGUUGCAUCCUGUUCAAAUUGUUUAGUAUAUUCCUUUUUUUCAUUGUGUCUCGAUGUGAGUCUUUUGGCAGACACAGCACGGCAGCUGAAUUAGCUAGAGAUUAAUGCCAGCUGAAGUGUACAGUCAAUGUAAGAGGAUCAACCCAAGUAAUUCACAAUUGUUGUGUCAGUAGUAAUACAUUGUGUAUGGAAUUUAUUCAUCAAAAUGUCAAUUUGUCAAUUAUGUGUCCACCUCGCCAUUAAUUUUUGGUAUAGGUUUGCAAUACAUGUAACAAAAGGCUUAAAAUAUAAAAUAACACUAUUGAUUUACAAACUUGGGCCCACUGACAAUGCUUGCAUGUAAUGAACACAUGUAUUUAAAUGCUGAUGUGCAAUAAUGGUUUAUUAUCAUUAUGCGUGGGUGUUAUAAUUACCAAAUAACUAUUUUUUUUAAAAUUGAGAUUGAGAUUGAGAAUGAUAAUGACUGAUGAUGAUGUAAUGAUGAUCAUUCUUUCAUGAUACACCGAUUUACAUUUCAUCCAAAGCUGUGGCUCACUUGUACAAAGACUGCAAAGUGCACACUCAGCUUUGUAUAAAAUUAAUAAAACAAGUAGGCCUACAGCAAACUGAACAGAGACCUUUUUUACAUUUCAUGCAAGACUGAUUAAAUGUUUCUAUAGAGUAGACUGACCAGUCAUCUUUGUGCUGUCAAUUGAUAUGUAUGUUUUCCUUGCUUAUUUCAUAAUGAAGUCAUAUUUGUAUUGUCCAUUGUAAUAUCAAUAUUUCUCAAUAAAGUAUUUGAACAUAUCACUAA
This is a messenger RNA of Engraulis encrasicolus (European anchovy), 2463 nucleotides long. It is a transcript of the gene ankrd46a, whose product is annotated as ankyrin repeat domain 46a. Bases 168 to 851 code for a protein of 227 amino acids. The transcript has 4 exons. Gene Ontology annotation, molecular function: protein binding. Lineage: Eukaryota; Metazoa; Chordata; Actinopteri; Clupeiformes; Engraulidae. Gene Ontology annotation, cellular component: nucleus. The record is from RefSeq and is a predicted model, not a curated record.